This is a messenger RNA of Arachis ipaensis, 1844 nucleotides long. Its product is annotated as Nucleotide/sugar transporter family protein. The record is from RefSeq and is a predicted model, not a curated record. Lineage: Eukaryota; Viridiplantae; Streptophyta; Magnoliopsida; Fabales; Fabaceae.
CAUUCAAUUUCAAAGCCCAAAGCUCUCAUAUUUCAUCCUUCUCUCACCGUCGUCGUCUUCCCUUUCCCAGACCCAUACCUUCAAAAUUGGAUAGUCCGAACCCGACCCAUUUCACUGAUUGGGUUUCAGAUUCAGAUUUGAGAAAAAGAAAAGUCAACACUGAAGAUUGAAGAAGAAGGAAGCUCAAACAACAAAUACGAAGCUUUGCGUGUGCUCUGCUUGCAACAAUGGCGGAUCCGAAGAAGGAAGGCUUCCUCACCUACGCUUAUAUUCUGCUCUACAUUGCUCUUUCCAGCGGCCAGAUCUUCUUCAACAAGUGGGUUUUGUCAUCUAAGGAAAUAAACUUCCCUUAUCCCCUUGGGUUGACUCUACUUCAUAUGAUCUUCUCCUCUGUUUUGUGUUUUGUAUUAACCAAAGUUCUAAAGAUUAUGAAGGUUGAGGAGGGAAUGACUCAUGAAAUAUAUGUUAGUUCAGUAAUGCCAAUUGGGGCUAUGUUUGCAAUGACUCUUUGGCUGGGGAAUACUGCCUACCUGUAUAUUUCUGUUGCAUUUGCACAAAUGCUGAAGGCAAUUAUGCCUGUAGCUGUUUUUGUGCUUGGAGUAGCUGUAGGACUUGAGACAAUGAGCUGCAAAAUGCUUUUGAUCAUGUCCUUGAUUAGUUUUGGUGUCCUAGUAGCUUCUUAUGGAGAGAUAAAUAUAAAUUGGGUUGGAGUAGUUUACCAAAUGGGAGGUGUUGUUGGUGAAGCUCUAAGACUUAUUUUCAUGGAGAUUUUUGUUAAGAGAAAGGGUCUGAAGUUGAAUCCUAUAUCAGUGAUGUAUUAUGUUAGUCCAUGCAGUGCAAUUUGUUUAUUCCUUCCAUGGAUUUUUCUAGAGAAACCAAAGAUGGAUGAACAUGGACCUUGGAACUUCCCUCCUGUUUUGCUUAUCCUCAACUGCCUUUGUACUUUUGCUCUAAACUUAUCAGUUUUCCUUGUUAUUACACACACAAGUGCUUUAACCAUUCGUGUUGCCGGAGUUGUCAAGGAUUGGGUGGUUGUCUUAGUGUCUGCUCUGUUGUUUGCUGAUACAAAGCUGACAAUGAUAAAUUUGUUUGGUUACGGAAUUGCCAUCGCUGGGGUAGCCGCGUACAAUAAUUACAAGUUAAAGAAAGAAGCUACACAUGUGUCCCCAAAUGAUUCUCCGAAUGCUUCUGAGCAUGGUGAAUCUUCCCAUAGGCUAGAGUCACAGCCUUUAACAAGAAGAUAAAUAGCGUCUUGGACCAACGCCAGAGUUGUUCAUGCCCUUUCCUGAAGUUGAUAAGAACAUAUAGUAGAUAAUGAUACAAUUCUCACAUAAUGUGACAAAGAAGCCAUCAAACGUUAAUGUAGUAUUGAAAAGUAUAAGCAAGCAUCAUUACACAGCUGAUCAUACAGCGGAGGAAUCGAUGUGCAGAUGUAAUAUAUAUACUCACUUUUAUCCUUUCAAAUAGAGGAGCUAGGCCAUAGCAUUCGGAUUUUGAGGAAUUUUGAAGUCAUUCAAAAAGAUUAUUUCUUUGAAGCAAUUACCACUUUCAAUCUUCGCAGCUCAUUAUUUCAAGUUGAAAUGAAAAUUCCAAGAUUAAAAGCCGAGGCAUCCACCAUUUAUUAUAUUUGCACAUGUGCUGGUAGUUGCCAAUUGCCAUGGUUUUAUGCUAAUUUUUUAUGUUACAGAGAUUAAACCUUGUACAAUUGUUUUGUUUGUUUGUAACGUACCUUAACAUUAUUCAACAUAAGGAGACAGAUACAGAAUUAUAGAAUAGAUUGAUUCAAUGUUGGGGAUCCUUGCACCACUGUAAUCCUUUUUAAUCUUGAUGCUUUCAAAUUUCAA